AGCUCCUACAGGUUACUCUCUUUUGUUGUUGCUCACGCUACCAUUUAAUUGGAGGAUAUAGCAAACAGCGGUGAUACAUACGCACACUGCCAGGAAGCAAGAAUGAUCUCUUCGAGCAACGCCACCUCAAAGCGAGGGCACGCCGGGUCUCGCCUCGACACCUUUCUCAGUGUUACCCUCGGUCUCCUGCUCGCCGUCCUCGCGCUCUCCGUGUCCGCCGCUGAUGUGACCUACAACGCAACCGCCUACGCAAACAACGACAUCACUGUGAACACGAUCGACUCCGGAAAGAUGGUGGUGAUGAUCGUCAACACGACGCCGAGCGUUUUUAACGCCCGCAGCUUCGUCGUGAGUGCCUACCCACUGUACGCCGCCGCCGACACGGCCAUCACGAGCAUGGACAAGGUGAUCAUGGUCGGUUGGUGUGCCAAGACAACGACGGAGCUGAACAGCUCCCUCUCCUGCCUCAAUGGUACCAAGUUUAACGAUGACCCAAGUUACCCUUAUGUUUUCGUCCAGAUGCGCUUCCCCAGCUGGAAUGGCUCCACCGUCGCAUCGCCCAAUCUUGUGAACCUGGACGGUCUGAAGGUGGUCAAGCAGCUCGCCGUGUCGAGCUUCGCCGGCACCUACGACCCCGACAAGAACACCACAUCGGGAGGGUUGGGCUACAUCACGAACAUCUCUUACAACACCGCGGAGGUGUACGCCGUGUUUGGCGUCCUCCUCGCUGUCGUGGUCAUCACGCUCAUUGUUAUUUGCGUAUGCAUCUGCAGGCGAGACAACGCGAUGGCGAACGUAAGCAAGAACAUCAUCGAUAAGGCGAUCGACACGCUGCGCUCGAACCGGCUCAAGUCGCACACUGGUGUCGCGACGACAGGCAGCAACGGCAGCAACAACUAUGCGGCGCACUACAACGUAAACGGCGAGGUUGCCACGUACGGGGCGCCGUCGAUUCCUUCGAUGCCGACCACCACCGUUUCGAAUGCCAAUCAACGAGAGGGCAGCAACAUGUACGCGUCCCCGCCGGACAGCCACGGCGCCCUUGAGCGGGAGAUGCAGGAGAUGAAGGCGCGUCAGACCCUAUUGCCGGAUGCGUCGAAUCCGCAGAAGCCUGCGCCGUGA
Leptomonas pyrrhocoris is the source of this 1122-nucleotide messenger RNA. RefSeq lists its product as hypothetical. The record is from RefSeq and is a predicted model, not a curated record. Lineage: Eukaryota; Euglenozoa; Kinetoplastea; Trypanosomatida; Trypanosomatidae. The transcript has a single exon. Bases 103 to 1122 code for a protein of 339 amino acids.